UCAACAGAUUCCUUUCCCUAAUCCGACCAAGCGCACGCGUCCCCUCCCCUCCUCUUCGUCUUCGCCGACGACGCAGACCCCCCCACCCAGUCGAUUGCCUCCGCCUGAGCUGGCCAGCAUAUUCCGACGCGCCUGACGCUGCUCCCCUUCGCCGGCGAUCGCAGCAGCUGAGCGAGGGAGCGAGAGAAGAUGCCUAAGCGGACGACGCACACCUACUCGAGCGAAGACGCGCUGCCGGAGGGCCCCGAGUCCGACCUCUUCGUCUACUAUUGCAAGCACUGCGCCUCCCACGUCCUCAUCACCGAUACCAUAUUGCAGAAAAUGCCAAAGCGUAAGACUGACAGAGCAAAUGUUCUAGACAAGAAAAAGCAUCUCUCAAGGCUAAAUGUGAAGGAUGCUGGGAAAGUCAUGUUGAAACGUGGAGAAGGAAAGCUUGAAAAGCAGUUCCGCAUGAGUUGUGUCGGAUGUGACCUUUUUGUUUGCUACCGAUCGGAAGAGGAUUUGGAGCUUGCUCCUUUCAUAUAUGUUGUUGAUGGAGCACUGAGUUCAGUGGCAGCUGAGACAAAUCCCCAUGAUGCUCCUGUACCCCCUUGCAUCACGCAGUUGCAAGGUGGACUUGUCCAAGUAGCCAUUGAAGUGGAAGAUCGGGCACAACGUUCAGCAAUAACAAGAGUAAAUGCUGACGAUGUUCGAGUAGCAGUUGCGGCCCCUGCUACUCGCGGUGAAGCUAACAAUGAGUUGCUCGAAUUUAUGGGCAAGGUGCUUGGAUUAAGAUUGAGUCAGAUGACACUUCAAAGAGGAUGGAAUAAUAAAUCGAAGCUUCUGAUAGUUGAGGAUCUGUCUGCACGGCAAGUUUAUGAGAAGCUCCUAGAAGCUGUCCAACCUUAAAAUACCACUUCAGCAGUCUGCAAGACUAGUGCGUUGAUCGCUAGGAACUGAAGAUACUCUUCUAUGAAGGAAAAGGUCCCAAGGAUACCUACUGGAUCGUCUGAAGAGAAGUAGAAUGAGCCGUCAAAACAGCAAAUAUCUCAAGAGCUGAAGUGGUUGAGAAACUGGUUAAUAAGCUCUGAUCUCAGAGCAAUAAGCCAACGCGUGCCGAAUCUUUUCAUUGUUCCUGUAGUAAUCUAAUAUUCAUUACUAAGAUAUCCAUUGAAGAGAUGCUAUGUGCCUUUUCUUUUC
Messenger RNA from Brachypodium distachyon (stiff brome), 1179 nucleotides. Its product is annotated as UPF0235 protein At5g63440. Lineage: Eukaryota; Viridiplantae; Streptophyta; Magnoliopsida; Poales; Poaceae. Bases 190 to 888 code for a protein of 232 amino acids. The transcript is spliced from 7 exons. The record is from RefSeq and is a predicted model, not a curated record.